Messenger RNA from Schizophyllum commune H4-8, 399 nucleotides. RefSeq lists its product as uncharacterized. The record is from RefSeq and is a predicted model, not a curated record. The transcript is spliced from 3 exons. Lineage: Eukaryota; Fungi; Basidiomycota; Agaricomycetes; Agaricales; Schizophyllaceae. The coding region runs from base 1 to 399 and encodes 132 amino acids.
AUGCACCCCUCUCGCAAGGAGAAGAAGAUGACGGCGAGAAUAACCCCUGGACGAGGACCCCCACCGUACCGAAUCACUCGCAGAAGCCUCGGCGCUCGUCGCAAACCGGAAGAAGACGUCGAUGAACAUUUAUCUGCUCCACCUAGAGGGCGCGAUGGGACGAAGAACGACGCCGAUGCUGUACAGACAACAGUCCAGAACAAGGACCUACGCGACAUCGAGCAUGCGAAUCGAGUCCUGGAAAGGACGAAGUCCAACUACGCAUCUCACAUUGCAGACCUUAAAACUGACCUUGCGGCGACGAAGGCUAUGAACCGAGAACUCAUCGAACAAGUCCGCGACCUUCAAAUGUCGCUUCGAAGGAUAGAAGAAGUGGUGAAGGACGCCUUUGACAAGUGA